Molecule: messenger RNA, 4387 nt
Organism: Melanotaenia boesemani (Boeseman's rainbowfish)
Lineage: Eukaryota; Metazoa; Chordata; Actinopteri; Atheriniformes; Melanotaeniidae
Product: protein sprouty homolog 3
Exons: 2
Coding region: 707-1591 (294 amino acids)
Biological process (GO): negative regulation of fibroblast growth factor receptor signaling pathway; animal organ development; multicellular organism development
Cellular component (GO): membrane; cytosol
Source: RefSeq, a predicted model, not a curated record
CAAAAGGAGGGAACAAAAUAAUUUUUUAUUAACAUUCAGCUGUCCAUCUGAUUCCACACUCCUCUUUGAUUUCAGUGGCUGUUCUCUUUCUUUUUCAUCAUCGCCUCGUCCUGCGUGGAGAUACUUCCACUUCUUCCUCCUGCAUCUGGGGACUCUUUGUAAACUACAGAUAAACAACCAAGCAAACUCAGAACUGUCAUUAUUUUUGACUGGAUUUCUAACAACAGAAGCAUCUCCUCCAACUUGAAUGUCUUUCUAACUUGGAAGGAGGGAGAAGAGCUCUUCUGUCAGCGUGCAUAAAAGGACUGGUUUUUGAGGGAGGUAGAGGAGGAGGUGACCUGAAGAGGAAACACCGGGAUCAGAGUGCUCCGGGAAGAGCUCUGGGAAAAGGAGGAGGAUAAGGAGGAGGGCGCGUCACACAGAGGCAGAGCAUCCUCACUACCCUCAAACACACACCCUUCAGACCACAGGACUCCAGGAAUUUCAUGAAACUACAGUGUGUUUUAUCAACAUCAAGUCAGUUUUAAACAAACAGACAAAAACUCAGCCACACUGCAGAGAUUUGCAGAGACGUGCACACACACACACACAUCGUGACAUCCAGGACACGCCACAAAAUGGAUCUCCCACCAGUCAGAGGUUUAUCUGAUGUGCCGUGAGCAUUGGGAGCCCUUUGGCCCUAGUGCCACCCAGCUGGCUCACCAGAAUGGAACCUACUCAUUCCUUGAGGAUGGAGCUGGACUCAGUGCUGUCGCUUGACCAGAUACGUGCCAUCCGGGCCAACAAUGACUAUGUGGAGAGGCCUGUGGCAUUGGAACCGGCAUCCCAGUCGGGAUUUUUUUAUGCCCAUGAGGACCGUUACCCCCAUGGAGCAUACACCUAUAACCCCUCCACCCUGUCCCACAGCCAAAGUCAGCAGCACCACACUCAUCUUUCCCACCUGAGCCGUUCCAGUACCGUUAGCUCCUCCAUGUCUCGAACCAGUGCCACCUCAGACCAGCGGCUCCUGGCAGGUUUGACGCCAUCUCACUCUGGCUUAGGUUCAGUGGUCCAUUCUCAGCCUAAAGGGGAGUUUAAGCCUGAUGCAUCGUUGGGUAAACAGCUGACAGAGGAUGAGACAGACCUCAGUCUUCAUCUCUUCAUCUGUGAGCGGUGUGGUCGCUGUAAAUGUCAAGAGUGCUGUACCCCUCGACCCCUCCCCUCCUGCUGGGCCUGUGGACAGCGUUGUCUGUGCUCCGCCAAAAGUGCUGUGGAGUACAGUACGUGCCUGUGUUGUGUCAAAGGACUCUUCUAUCACUGUUCUGCCCAAGAUGACGAGGAUAACUGUGCUGACCGGCCGUGCUCCUGCGCUCCAGCCCAUGCCUGCUCCCGCUGGAGUGCCAUGGGUCUGCUGUCGCUCUGUCUGCCCUGCCUCUGCUGCUACCCCCCUGCCAGGCUGUGCCUUGCCCUGUGCCAGCGUGCUCAUGACCGGGCCACACGACCUGGCUGCAGGUGCAGCAACACAAACACGGUGUGCCGCAAAAUUUCUGCCUCCAACCCUAACCCUUGUCACCCAUCGCUACGUAGCAAAGUUCUGGAGAAGCCAUUAUGACAGGCUUAGAGGAAGACCAGAUUAAUCAGCUUCCCCUCAACUAUGGCCAAAGCUAAGGCCUAACCAAUAAAAAGUUGGGGCUUUGCAACAGAGCCAUUGUGACCCACCUACCUACAUAUGACAAUCUAACGAACCAUUAAGUGUCGUUUGACACUUGAAUUUCCUUCUCCAGCUCAGGAGGGACCAAAGCUUUACUGUGCCUGUUCAGGUUGGAGACUUAACGCCUACAACCAUAAACUCGUGCUGAAGAAGAAGACAAAGAAGAAGACAAAGAAGAAGAAAAGCUGUUAUGCUUUGCCGGACAGCUCUUCAACCUAUCCAAGACUCCCAGUCGGAAAUGGCCUCUGCAUUCUACGGCGUAAUCUUGGCGUGAUAAAAUCUAUUUAUUUAUUGUUGAACCUCCUUCCUCCCCGCCCUCUGCAAAGUUCACACGGAGCACAGAGAGGGGCAAUGGACCAAAUCAGGAAGGAAAGACGCCUGCGGCGGUGUGCACGCUCCUUGCCAAAAGUUUUCUGUCCUCUAGAAAUAGAAAAUCAGAGCAAGAGUGUGUCUGAGGUUAAAGCCACAAAGACAUACAGAAAUCUCAACAAAAAGCUGAAGUGUCGAGUAACUGACAUGAAGCUGAACACCUGAACUGUGCAAAGCAGAAAAGGCAUUGUGAAAGAAAGCUGUAACAACAGUUUGAAACCAAAAGAAAACCGCAAAAGAACAAAAAAGGGACCACACACUGUCUAAAGUGAGUGAAUUUAAGUGAUAUGACACUCAUUUGUAAAGGAAAAGCACUGUGAGGUAGAUGGACGAUCUUUUCCCCACCCGUCCAGAGCUGAAUGGGGAAAAUUUAACCAGAGAGAGGAUGCAUCAUUGUGACCAGGCAGUGUGUGUGUAUGUCCAUGUGUCCUCUGCUGUCCAAAAACCUGUGUGUGUGUGUGUGUGUGUGUGUGUUGUUUUGUCAGCAGAAGAAGCCUCCCUUGUCUUAUUUUUAGCAGAGCUGUUUAAGUGGAGCUCCGAGGGUCUGGUUGGGUUUCCUCUCAAAGUCAGUCUGUCGCCAACCUCCCCUCCCCCUCUCACUGACCUCCAUCCUCCUCCUCGAACCCGCACAAUCCCCUCCUUUUUUCCCCCGCUCCCUCCAUCCUUAAAUGCUCUUUUCCCAGAAGUGACAAUCAGUUUUGUAGUUUGGCCUACACUGAGUUUGAUGGCGAUAAACCAGUCGCUUUAAUCCAUGAAAAUGAUUGUAUGAGAAGCUUGAUUCUACAGAAAGUCUGGUACUCUUAGUAAAAAUGAAUCCACAGGUUGUAUUUAGUUUAAAUAUAACAUAACAUGUGAAGUUAAGUGAAAGUGAUGGAGUAUAUGCAUCAUUCCCUCUAAGAAAAUGUGAAUGCAAUAGAGGAAAUAUGAAUGUCCUACAGACUUUCAAGUUUACACCCUUAAAGAAGCUCGGUUGCUGGUAAUACUUAAUGAGCAUGGUUGAAGGCCUUCGCGGGUAAAGCGACAUUCAAGUUUGCCUAUUAGAGAAUUUCCUUAGGAUUACUGUAAAGAGCCGUCCUUGACGCCCACUGUUUCAGUGAUAAAUAACGUAUUCCUCUCAGGAAAGAAAUUAUAAAAACUAUCCAGAAAGAUAAAGCUUAUAUCGCAUCUAUCUCCUGUGAUGGUCAGAAGACCAACAGAUUGCACUGAAAUAAGACAAUCAGACCAGUGAAAUAGACAAGAUGAGGCGUAUUAUUCCACACCCAUACUGUAUCUCCUGUCUGCCUUGUCUAAAGCUCAGACAGCUAAAAGCCUCUAGUUCCAGGUCCACAGAGAGUUGAUCAAACAGGCAAUUAGCUUCAUGAUAGCUCUUAAUGGGCCAGAGAAGACUGCAGCAUGGGAGGGAGGAGAGAGGACAGGAUGAGUGGAGCUGUGGUGGAAGGCAUGGCAGGAAGAGAGGGAUGCUGAAGAUUGAGAGAGGGAGGCUGGAUGAAGGGAACAAGAGGAAAGAGAGAUUGUUGAUAUUGAGAUGAAAUCAGAGACUGAUUUUUUUAAGUUAUUCAGAUUUUCAUGUAAAACAAAUGCAGCCCUGCAGGAUGUUUCUAGAAAAGGAAGAUUGUGUGACUUUGUAUGAAGGCUGGAUGUGUGCAUACAUGUAAGUUUGUGUGUGUGAGGAUGUCCCCUAUAAGCACAGACACUCACAUUGACCUGAUAUGUUAAAUAUUUCUUUGCUCUAUUUUUAUAUGUAAAUACGGGCUGUUAACUCUAUAACUAUUUUUUAUUCUGCUUUAUUUAAUUUCCACAAGACUGAUAUUAUUACAGUUGUUUGUCAUUAUACUAAACAUUUACCGUCCACUGGUGAUCUGUUAGAGAAGUUUUGGGGCAAAUGAUGACAAUGAAGCAAUUUAUUCCCUUUAUUACCACUUCCAUCUCAUGUGGCAGAGAGUUGCUGCAGCUUCUUUUUCCUGCACUGAACACUGUUAGAAGCAUUUAGAAAUAAAGACACUGAAAGAAAGUGGUCGUCUCAUCUGAACAUUCCUCUCAGUGUCCCACUGUUUGUGCAGCCCCAGAAACAAUGAUGCUGUCCAGUUAAAAGGUGUAUUGCAUUAAUUUGAAAAACAAACAAACAAGAGAACAAACAAAAAAAGCUCUUAAUUAACAAGAUAAACUUCCCAACAUACACACACACACACACAGAAAAUAAAAAAAAAUGCUUUCAGAUGCAGAAAAAGUAUCUAGGCUGCUGUCGGGUGCAAACCUACCGUCUCCAAAACUUUCAUUUUUCAAAAAAUGAAAAAAACUGUAUGGUUUUGUAAUAACUGGACAUAAUGU